GGUUGUUGAAGGUAUUGAUUUUGAAAGCUUGCUUCAUCACCAUGUCGAAUGCAUUGAUGAUAUCAACGCUGUCAUGUCAAGACUUGGUAGAGCUUUAUACAACGCUGGUAAACCGUAUAACCAAUGUGCUGAAACUCUUAACGCCUUGACGACAAAGAAGCCGGCCAUAAGACGCUUGUUACAAGGGGCAUGGGAUGUCGCCUUUUCCUGGCUCCAUGCAGAGCCUGGCUCGCACCACGUUGCCGUGCCCUGGCAAGUAUUGCUGGGGAGCCCUACUUAGACCUGGCGAGAUCUUUGUUUCAAGCAGAGCCGACCUUCUUUUGCCAAAGGAUGUUGAUUUCACGAUUGCUUUUGGUCUACUGGCCAUAAAGGAGCCUAAAACAAGAAGAACGGGAGCUCGACAUCAAGCGGCUAAACUGGAUGCGCCAGAUUUGUUGGAAGUGGUGAACUUCUGUUUUGGGAAUUUGCCUCCCAGUGCAAAGUUGUGGCCUUGGUCUGGUCAGACCUUUCGUACCAGAUUCAGGGACGUGUUGACUGCACUGAAGCUUCCGACCCAAAAGCUUGGCGACAUGAAGGCGCUAGACCCAGGAAGUCUCAGGUUGGGAGGUGCCACGUGGCACCUCCAAACAACAGAAGAUGGUGAGUACACCAGACGAAAGGGGAGGUGGUUGUCAGCAAAGAUUAUGGAGAUUUAUGUGCAGGAGACUGCAUCUUUGUUGUAUCUGAAGCGUAUACCUCCCUCUUCGAAGGAGCUUGUCAUGAAUUUUGCUCACAUAUUCCCUGUUGUUUUUGCUACAGUGCAGCGUUUCCUGAGGUUGGGCAUUGUGCCAACGGCUUGGUACCCCCUCCUGCUGAAGGAGCUUUGCAUCACCUUCGUGACGCCCUCCGUCACGCGCUGCCGCCACAGAACAGUGCAUCAUGUCAGGCUGAGGGCUGGCUAUGAGUCGAUGACCGUGCAGGACCUGAAGGCGGAGUUAAAAAGCCGUGGCCUUACCGUGACAGGACGCAAGAGCGUGCUGAUCCAGCGCCUGGCUGAAGAUGACACGGCCGACGCAGAGGAAGAGGAGGUUGGCGUUGACAGCGCCACAGAGAUGCCAUACCUCGACGACCAAGGGCUGCUGCCCAAUGGCAGCUACAUGUGCCUGGAUGGUGCGGCACGCACUGGAGACUGGAAGAAGGCCAAGAGGGAAGAUCCAGAUGGUUUGAGCUGGCUCACAGAGUGGGUGGUGGCAGCCCGCACAGGCCAGCUGGAGAACAAGACAACCAGCUAAGUGGUGCGACUCCGCCGGAGUCAAGUGGUUCGAUCGAUGAAGGCAUGGUGAACCACUCAAAGUUCAGUGGUUGAGCGAGGAAUUUCUACCGCAUGGCCUGACGGAGAUUGGCAGAUCGGCAGAUCGCGAGAACUGCGGAUCAGUUGGCGCCAGAGAAGCAAUAAAAUGGUGCAAAUCGCCUGGGGUGCUGCUCGAGCAGGUCCAGAAAAGAGUGAUAUGGGGAUAGGCCAAAACCAGGAGCCCUGGU
Durusdinium trenchii is the source of this 1518-nucleotide messenger RNA. NCBI's taxonomy places the organism in Eukaryota, Dinophyceae, Suessiales, Symbiodiniaceae. The record is from the annotation of a GenBank genome assembly.